Pimephales promelas (fathead minnow) is the source of this 1576-nucleotide messenger RNA. RefSeq lists its product as uncharacterized. Lineage: Eukaryota; Metazoa; Chordata; Actinopteri; Cypriniformes; Leuciscidae. The record is from RefSeq and is a predicted model, not a curated record.
AUAUGACUGUCAUUCCCACACACUCACCCAAUGUGUUACCUGGUUAGGGAAUGACUGUCUAUAUCGAGUGCGCUUUAAAUUAGCGCAGUCUUCCUGCACUUGAAGUCGAUGCGCGCCGCUGGGAACGACAACACUCAACAAAGUUCUUGGCUUCACUCACUCUUGUCCCGUCAGAGGAAGACACGAUGGGAUGCACUUCCAGCACUCAGACCACAGCUCAAGACACAACACGACCCAACACCAAACAUGAUGGGAACACAUCAGGGACAAGUAAUGAAAAUGGUGGUCCUGCAGCAGACUGUGAGACCAUUCCAGACCAAACCCAGGCCGAGGAGUCUCCACAGACAUCCAGUGCUGCUCCUGUUCACUCAGAGGAAAUACAGAGCUCUACAGCUGCAGUAGCUCACAGUGAACCAGAAGCAGCUGCUGCUGAGGCCAUCAUGUCUGAACCUGCUGAAUCCAACCCCUCCAUGACAGCUGAAAAUACUGAAGAACCAGCACCAGCACCAAGUGAAAACACAACUGAGGACCAGGCAGAUUCCUCUCCACCAGAGGAACCACCUGCCUCUGGUGAAGAUAGUUAAGUGUGCAACAAUUGACACAGUUACUACAGAAUCCAGAUUCAACCACAAUAAAAUAAGGAUUUCACAUGAAUGGUUUAAAAAUACAAUAGAACAUUAGUUUAUUUGUUAUUAUUGCUUGUUCGUUGCCAAGAAAUAGACCAACUGGUCUUCAAAGACUCUGUGCCUGUCUUUAUAUACAUAGACUAAGAACACAAAGUAAAUAAUAAUGGCUGACUUAAGUUAGAGAUUUCAAUUGUUAAUAUUUCAUACUAGUGCCUCUUCUUAGUGGCUUCACCCCAAGAUAAAGAUGUGAAAAAGCCAAAGAAAAUUAUGAAAAUAAAUGUGAUAUUUAUAUAAUUAUAAUGCAUUCCACUGAACUAUUACAGUGACCAGUAAAAUCCAUGCAUGUUAUACAGUUACUCUGACAAUGGAAAAAAAUAUUUUAAAAAUAGGUCUUUAUUUGUUUUAUUUAUUACAUGCAAAUUUAUUACAUGUUUUCCUAAAGAUUGAACUGAACUUUGCAAAUGGAGGAAAUGUAAUAUGUGGCGGGAUAAUGACAGAUUAGUAGGAGUUUAAAAAUAAAGUUUAACUUGAACUGUGUUUUGAAUGGUUGCUAUUAUAGAUUAAGUGUAUUUAAUGAUGAAAGAUCCACAGUAAAUUCACAAAGUAAUAGUUUAAUUUCAAUAUCAUGAUAAUAUUAGCAAGAAUGCAAAAGAAGAUAUUGCCCAUGGAAAGGAAUGCUUUAUUUGUGAUUUCUUUUGUAAUCUUGGAUGCAGUCUCUAUAAAACUAUAUUUACAAUUUGUGAUGCAUGCUGGGGUCAUAUAGUCAGGAGGCGUCUGUGAUGGGUCCCAACACAGCGAUGGCCUCAAUCUCAACAAGCCCCCCCUGUAAAACAAAGUGAAAUUAAAUUGAGGUAUGAAUACAAAUAAUAUAUUUUAUUGCAGUGUAUCUUAAUAGAUUAUAAUACUAUAAUCAACUAGAUUUGUACGUUUUCAGAAGAAAAUUUGACUGG